AUUCGGUUAGUCAGUGCUUUGGAGGCCACCAAGCAAACUCAAAGAGAGACGACGAACGACGACUCGACGACUCGACGACGCGCCGUACGACGGGACAUCGAAGUACAUCGCGAACCGCGAAUAGUGUGUGAGUGCAUUUAGUGUUGGGCAUUUGACCCAAAUAUCAUCCUUGCAAGGAAGGCAAGGCUAAUGUCAAUGAUAUACAUCAGUUUAAGAAAAGGCUAACAGCAUGGGAGUGGCGGAAGAUUUCGCUCCCAGCUUUACUCAAAAGCCGCAGCUAAGGCAAGAAGAUGAUGGCAAUAAACUUGUUUUUGAAUGCCAAUUACUGGCUUCACCAAAGCCCGAAAUAUUGUGGUACCGCAGCGAUAUACCACUAUCUGAAGACAGUAGAACCAUUUUUAAAAUUCAGCCAAUAGGCCCUAAUAAAUUCUUGGUAGCCCUAGAAUUAGAUGAUGUUAUUGAAACCGAUGCCGGCCUUUAUAAGGUCAAAGCAAAAAACACCAUGGGAGAAGUGGCUGCUUCCAUCAAUCUUAAUUUUAGUCCUAUGGAUGAGCCCAAAGAAAAACAAAUAGAUGGCCUCGCACCAACUUUCGCAAAGAAACCUGCAAUUCGACAGGAGGAAGACGGCAAAAAACUGCUUUUUGAAUGUCGAAUACAAGCUGAUCCCCGUCCAGUUGUCAAUUGGUUCCAUAAUAAUAAUAUUGUUAAAGAAACACCUCGCCAUAAGUUGAGAUUAGAUAAAGAUGGACACUCCUACUUUGCAACCCUUGAAAUAAUAAAUGUCACAGUUGAGGAUGCUGGCAAAUACAAGGUGACUGCAAAAAAUGAACUUGGAGAAAGUAACGCAACGAUUAGCCUCAACUUUGACAGCGAUGAAGCGCCGGUGCCUGAGCAAGAGGGCAUCAAACCAACCUUCACUGAGCGUCCGGUCAUUCGGCAAACAGACGACGGCUCCACCAUCUUAUUUGAGUGCCGGUGUGUCGGGGUCCCGAAGCCCGAAGUGCAAUGGUAUCACGGCAAAGAAGAAAUUUCUGGAGAUAGUAGAUAUGCUGUCUCUAUGGAGCUAGACCAGAAGCUCUACUAUUUGGCCAGAUUGGAGAUCCAAAACGUUAAGAAGACUGACUCAGGAGAAUACCGCGCUGUCGCGAAGAAUAGUUACGGUAUGGCGGUGGCCACUAUCAACUUAAACUUCGAAGGCAAUGAGAAACCUAAAAUUCCUUCCGGAAAGGCCCCCCGUUUUCCUAAGAAACCUACGAUCCGGCAAGAGGGCGAUGUUCUUAUUAUGGAAUGUUUAUUGGAGGCUAAUCCAGAUCCUGACAUUACGUGGUUUCAAAGCGAACGAAGCAUUGCGGACAGUCCUCGUGUCCGUAUGCUCAGAAAAAUUAUGACAAAGGACACAUAUCUCCUUACUUUAGAGAUAGCCAAUCCGACCCGCCUAGAUGGCGGGAAUUAUCGAUGUAACGCAUUUAAUGUUUAUGGCGAAAGCAACGCCAAUAUCGCACUUAAUUUCCAAGGUGGCGAUGAUGCAGCAGGUUUUGCGCCUUCAUUUAUGGAGAAACCCAAAAUUAUUCCAAAUGAAACUGGGACUCUUAUUACUAUGAAAUGCAAAUGCAAGGCAAAACCUAAGCCUGAUGUCACGUGGUAUCGUGGAACCACAAGUAUUAAGGAAUCCUCUAAGACAACGAUUCGAAUCGUAGAUGUAGGAGAAGAUAUAUACGAACUGAUUCUUGAAAUCAAGGAUCCUGCCGCUCCCGACGGUGGUACAUAUAGAUGCCACGUAAAAAACGAAUUUGGUGAAAGCAACGCCAAUCUCAAUCUAAAUAUCGAAGCAGAGCCAGAACCUGAGGGUGAUGGUCCAACGUUUGUCGAAAAACCAAAAAUCACUUCCCACCAAGGAGGUAAACUUGUUAUUAUGGAAUGCAAGGUCGAGUCAAAUCCAAAACCCACUAUUAUGUGGUACCGAGAGAAUAAUCAAGUAUACGAAACAAGUAAGAUUAAGAUGACUUUUGAGAGCGUAAAAGAAGAUAUUUACUACAUAAAGCUUGAAUUAAAAGAUCCUGGGCUAGACGACUCAGGACUUUAUAAGUGUAAUAUUAAAAAUAUACAUGGGGAACUAAACGCUAAUCUAACUUUAAAUAUUGAGAUUAUUCCAGUCAUAAAAGAAAAGCCUAAAGUUAUAAAAAUAAUAAAAAAGAAAACUGUCAUUGUCGAGUGCAAAGUUCUUAGUAAAUAUGCUCCUGAUUGUACAUGGUUCAAAGAAGAUACGGCAGUAAAAAAAGAUUCGCGACAUCAAGUCCAUGUCGAACAAGUUAAAGAAGGUGAAUUUGCAGUUAAACUUGAAAUAGCAGAUGUUCAAAAAACAGAUAAGGGUCUAUAUAAACUAGUUGCCAAGAAUGAAAAGGGUGAAGCCACUUCACAAACUGUUGAAGUCACAGAGCUGCCUCCAGAUGAAAAACCAAAAGGAGAAAAGCCUAAGCUGAGUAAACUCACCAAUAUUACAAUUGAAGAAGGAAAAUCUGCGGAUUUCAUAUCUUCAUUAAAAGUUACAGAUAAGACAGUUACCAUAACAUGGUACAAAGAUACUUCUAUUAUUACUCAAUCUAGUGACAUGAAAAUAUUUUUUGAUGGCACAGUAGCACGACUUACUAUUACUAAGUGUAAAAUUACUCAUUCCGCUACUUACAAAAUUGUGGCGAAAAAUGAAUUUGGAGAGGAUGAAUCCUCCGCUUCUCUUACAGUAAAAAAGAAGCAGGAUGAGGAAGAAGAAGAGGAAGAAGAGGAAAUCCAAGAACAGAAGAUGGAAGAAAAAAAGAACGAAAAGCAAGAAGAAAAAAAGGUUAAAAAAGUCAUAAAGGAAAAAAAGGUUGAAGAGAAAGAGGAAGUAAAAGUUCUUCAGAAGAAAGACGACAAAAAGGACACCAAAAGCUUAACUAAAAAGGAAAUCGAAAAGGAAGAGGAAAAUAAAAAGGAAGAAAAAACAGGUACUCGGCGAACUUCUGUUCAAAAGAUUGAAGAAAAAACCGAAUCUAGAAGAAGUUCAAUCGUUCAGACAAAAGAACAAAUCAUAAAAGAAGACGAAACUAAAUCUUCCAGUCGAAGAUCUUCUGUUGUAAAAAAUGAAGAGCAUACCAAAACUGACUCUAGGCGCUCUUCAUUCGCAGAAGAUAAAAAGAAAAAGGUUACUACUAGCACUAAAUCUAAGUUAGAAUCUACACAAGAAGUGAAAACUCCUACAUCUCCUGUAAACAAUGUAAAUCAAGCAGCUGCAAAAACAACAGAACCAGAGCUUUCUAAGACAAGUCUAGUAAAAUCUAAAUCGUCUCCAACAAAGGAAAUCGAAAAACUAAAAAAUUCAACAUCACCACCGCCAAAAGAUGAGAUAAUAACAUCAAGCGAAUUAAAACAAAAAAAAUUAGAAGACGCAGCUUUUGCUAAAACAAAAGAGACAGAAAAGCCUCCUGAAUCUAAAAUUACUCAAGCAAAAAAAACGGAGGCUCCUAAGAUUGAAGAGCCUGCACCUGACCUCAGUCAGACACGAGGUUUACUUAAAAAGACUGAAGCAAAAACUGAAACAACACCGAAGCCUGAACCAAAACCGAAAAGAGUUAUACCUCCUAAACUAGAGCCUCAGAAAGGUAGCUUCUUGAAUAUUCAGUUAAAACCGGUUCAAAAAGAUGCUAAAUCUACCGAAAAAGCUAGCUUAGAGGUCGAUUUGAAGUCGGUAGAAACAAGCAAACCUGAAAAAGUGGCUGUCCAGAAAGGUAAAAAAAAAGAGAAUUUUGACCCAAAUGCUUGGGAAAAUAUCCCAGAUUAUGACAGACCAGUUUUGGAGAAAUUUGAGCCUCAUGAAAAGCCGGAUUUUGCCGGAAGGGAUAAAACCAAACUAACUAAGGAAAAGCCUUUAUUGGCAGCUGAAGGUAAAGAGAAGCCUAGUCUUGCGGCUGAACAAAAAGCCACACCUAUUCUUCCGCAAAUCAAAACCCCCGAAGCUCCUAAAAUUGAGGUUAUUAAAGAAAGAACUCCUGAACCCAGAAAAAAAUCCUUAGAACCCGUUUCAGGCGCUGGAAGUAGACGUGGAUCGCUUAUACCUCCUGAGGCUAUGGGUAGACGGGCCAGUCUAAUCAUUUCAGAUGAGGAGCAUAGAAAACUCAGGCCAGGAGAGGUGUUAGACGACAAAAAGGGAGGAAAAUUACGACCGGGAGAGGUUCUAGAUCCAAAGAGACGAAGGCCAAGUGCUGAAGUAAGACGACCUAGUAUAGCAGAACUUGAGGAUUUAAUUAACAAACCUUCGACCCCAUUAAAACCUUCUGGGGCAAAGGGUGCUCCCCCAAGCAUUAUUGAUGUGCAGGAGAAUUACUCUUCAGUUGAAGAUCAAACGGCUUACAUUACUGUUCAAGUUGAAGGAGAUCCACCACCAACCUUUAAAUUUUACAAGGGUGUUACAGAAAUUAUUGAAGGAGGCAGAUUUAAAUUUAUCACAGAUGGUGAGAGCAACCUAAUUACCCUUUGUAUUAGAAAAGUUAAGCCAAACGAUGAAGGACAAUACAAAAUUGUUGUUUCUAAUGUUCAUGGGGAAGACUCUGCCGAGAUGAUGCUUUAUGUAGCAGGUGCUGGAGGUGUAGAUUUCCGUUCUAUGUUAAUGAAAAGAAAAUAUGCAAAAUGGGAUAAAGAUAAAGAAGAUCCUGAUUGGGGAGACCUUAAAGAGGUUGAAAAACCUAUGCCGGCACUAAAAAAAGUUGAAAAGAAACAAGAAACCUUUUUAAAACCGCUUGUCGAUCAAUAUGCCAAGGAAGGAAAAGACAAAAAAGUAGUUUUUGAAGCUGGCUUUUCAAAACCAAAUUGUAAACCAAAGUGGCUAUUCAGAAAAGAUGAACUGUUCCAAGGAGCCAAGUACAAGUUUAAAAAUGAAAAUGACAUGUAUCAACUGAUUAUCAUGAAUCCCAAAGUAGAAGAUUCUGGCAAAUAUACAAUUGAAAUUGGAGGCGUGCACUGUACAGCUUUUCUUAAUGUUGAUGAGCCUGAUCCUUGCUAUACAUUUACUAAGCCCCUGAAAAAGAAGUAUGAUGGCUACACAAAACACGAAGUUGAACUUUCUUGUACCGUUAGCAAUAGUUUAGCGAUUGUUGGAUGGUAUAAGGGCGAUAAAAAGUUAGAGGAUGGAGAUAAGUAUCAGAUUUCUAAGGAUCUUAGUGGAGUCUGUAGACUGACCAUAAAAGAUUGUACCUUCGAUGAUGCUGGAGAAUUUUCAUGUAAACUAGAAAAACAAGCAGACAAAACUACAACUAAAGUCAAUAUUGUUGAAUAUCCCUAUAAAUUUGUCAAAGUUCUUAAGCAUCAGAACCAUGUUGAAAAAGAAAAUAUAACAUUUUUGUGCGAAUUAAAUGAUGCUGGGGGUGAUGUUAAAUGGUUUAAAGGAGAACAAGAAAUUACUGCAGAUAAGAGAUUAGUUAUUAGCAAAGAUGGCCGAAAAAGAAAACUUGUGAUAAAAGAUGCUAAGGUCACAGAUGCUGGCAUGUAUUAUUGCGUAAGCAAUGCUGAUAAAACUGAAGCUGAAUUAGUUGUAAAUUAUCUCAAUCGCUUUAAUAAAAAGCUCAAAGACACCAGUGCAGUUGAACGCGAAAAACUUGUUCUAGACAUUGAACUUCAAGAUCAGACUGCACCGGCUGAGUGGUUUUUCAAUGGAGAACCAAUUAAGCCAUCAGAAAAAAUUGAGAUUAAAAACUUAGGAGGUGGUAAACAUCAAUUAGUUUUUAAUCGUUUGGAACUGGAAAAUAACGGCGAAAUAAAAGUUGUAUCCGGGCAACUUGAGUCUGCUAUGAAACUUACUGUCAACAAAGGAGAAAGUAUUCCAAAAAUAGAUUUCCCAUCUACUUUUGAAGCACCAAUUCAAAAUGCUAUUAUCAUGGAAGUUCCAUACAAAAUCGAAGGUACAAGGCAAACUCCUCUAGAAGCCAAGCUUAUUAAGGAUGGAAAAAUACUAUCACCCAAAGACGUUGACGUUAUCAUUGGUGAUGAUAAAGUCACCUUCAAGAUAAAAAAACCUUCCAGAGACCAGUCUGGUCCAUAUCAAAUAAAACUGUCUAAUGGGCAAGGUGAAGACGUAAAAGAUGUUAAAAUUAUUAUGCAAGAUGUCCCUUCACCACCUCAAGGUGUCAACGUCACUGACAUUUUCCAAACGCAUUGCCUCGUUUCAUGGAAGGCACCUGAGGAUGACGGUGGUUCUCCUUUGUUAAAAUAUGUUAUCGAGAGGCAGGAUUUAAGUCUUAAAGCUGGUUGGGACGCGGUUGGAGAAGCAAAACCAGGCGAAACUAAAUUUAAGGUUGAGGAUUUAAUACCGAAAAAACAAUACAAAUUUAGAAUAAGAGCCGUAAAUAAAAUAGGCUCUAGUGAGCCAGCUCUAUUUGGUAAACCUGUGCUUGCCAAAGACCCUUGGGAUGAACCAGGAAAACCAAAUAACGUUGAAGUGGUUGACUGGGAUAAAGACCACGCUGACCUAACAUGGAAAGCUCCAGAGAACGACGGCGGUGCCCCUAUUACAAGUUAUAUUAUUGAAGUUAAGGAAAAAUUUGGAAAAGAUUGGUCUAAAGGUAUUGAAGUAGAUGGAGAUAAAUUCUCCGGUACUGUGCCAGGACUUGAGGAAAACAAGCAGUAUGAAUUUAGGGUGCGCGCUGUAAAUAAAGCCGGGCCUGGUGAACCGAGUGAUACAACUAAACCUAUUAUAGCUAAAUGUCGUUUUGUUAAACCAUUUAUUAUUGGUGAUGAUCUGAAGAGCAUUAUAAUUAAAAAAGGACAAACUAUUAAAUAUGAUAUUAAAUAUGGUGGUGAGCCGGAACCAACAGUUCAGUGGUUUUUAGAUACAAAAGAAAUAAAACCAGAUGCAGAAGAACGUAUUACCAUUGACGGAUACGAAAAAAAUACUAUAUUAACUGUCAGAAGAGCAACUCGUAUUGAUAGUGGCAAAUAUCGCUUAGUCCUUAGUAACACAUCGGGUGUAUGUGAAGGAUCUGCUGAAGUAAUUGUCUUAGAUAAACCUACUCCACCAAAGGGACCGCUUGAGCCAGAAGAAAUACGUGCAGACCACAUAACAGUAAAGUGGCAAAGACCGCAAGAUGCUGGUGGUACCGAGCUAACUGGAUACGUUCUUGAAAAAAUGGAUAUGGAUACUGGUCGUUGGGUAUCUGCCGGUGAAGUUGGCCCUGAAAGUAAUAAAUUUACAUUCAAAAAUCUCACUCCCAAAAAGAAAUACAAGUUUAGAGUUAGAGCAAAGAACAAGGAAGGUGAAUCUGAACCUCUAGAAACUUCAGAUUUUAUCCUUGCAAAAAAUCCCUAUGAUGAACCUGGUGCGCCUUCUAAACCGGAAAUUAUUGACUACGACAAUAAGAGUGUUACCUUAAAAUGGAAUAAACCUGAAAAUGACGGAGGAAGACCAAUUACACAUUAUACAGUUGAAAUGAAAGAUAAGUUUUCCCCAGAUUGGAAGGAAGUGGCAAAGACCCCUGAUGCAAAUCCCACAGUAUUAGUAGAAGGAUUAAAGGAAAAUCUAGUUUAUCAGUUCAAAGUACGAGCACAUAACAAGGCUGGAUCCAGUGAGCCUUCUGAACCAACAGAUAACCACCUCUGCAAGCAUAAGAACUUAAAGCCCCGAAUCGAUAGAGAAACAAUAAAAUCAGUUACCAUAAAAGCCGGAAGAACCCACAAGUGGGCGGUUGAUUUUAUGGGUGAGCCUCCACCGGAAGUUAAGUGGGUCUGGCGUGAUAACAUUCCACUGACUAAUACUGAGCGUAUUAAAAUCGAAAAUGCUGACUAUCACACAGAUUUUACUCUUUUAAACGCUGUUAGAAAAGAUACUGGAAAGUAUACUCUUAUUAUCGAGAAUAUUAACGGCAAAGACCAAGAAACAGUUGAACUAACCGUUUUAAGUAAGCCUGAUUCUCCUAAAGGACCCUUGGUUGUAAGCGAUGUUACAGCUGAAAAGGCUAAAGUUAGCUGGAAGAAACCUGAAGAUGAUGGCGGAAGUCCAGUAAAAGAAUAUGAAAUUGAAAAGAUGGAUAUGGCGACUGGCAAAUGGGUUAGAUGUGGUAGAGUGCCGGCUGACAAAUUAUCACCUGACGGAAAAGGUGAAUUUGAAGUUACCGGCCUUAACCCAGGUUCGGAGUAUAAAUUUAGAGUUACUGCAGUAAAUAAUGAGGGAGACUCGGAGCCACUAGUUUCUGAGAAACCCACCUUGGCUAAAAAUCCAUUUGAUGAGCCAGGCAAGCCAGGCGUUCCAGAAAUAGUUGACUAUGACAACAAAGGCGUAGAUCUUAAGUGGACACCACCAGCAAGUGACGGAGGAUCUCCAAUCGAAAAAUACAUUAUUGAGAAAAAAGAUCGCUAUAAACCCGAUUGGGAAAAAGCUUGUGAAGUUCCAGGCGAUCAAUUACAAGCUCGAGUAGAAGAUCUUAAGGAAAGGGGAGAGUACCAGUUUCGAGUAAAAGCAGUUAAUAAAGCUGGACCUGGUGUGCCAUCAGAUGCUUCACAAAUGCAAAUUAUUAAGCAUAGAUCGCUUAAACCAAGGAUCGACCGGACAAACCUUAAACCUAUUAUAGUACGUGCUGGUAAGCCAAUUAAGUAUGACAUAGACGUAAGAGGUGAGCCGCCACCAACAUGCAGCUGGUAUCAAAAUGAAAAAGAAGUCAAAUCUGAGGGGAAUAUAGAGAUUAUCAACGUAGAUUAUAACACAAAGUUAAACAUUACAAAUUCAAUACGCAAAAAUACCGGAUUAUACAAAAUUAAAGCGGUUAAUGAACACGGACAAGAUGAAGCAGAAGUUGAAGUAACCGUUCUUUCUGCCCCAGGUAAACCAAAGGGCCCGCUAGAAGUAACUGACGUAACAAAGGGAGGUUGCAAAUUGAAAUGGCAAAAGCCCGAAGAUGAUGGGGGUAAGCCAGUAACUGGAUAUGUAGUAGAGAAACUAGAUAAGGCGACGGGCAGGUGGAUCACAGUCGGCCGCACUGGACCAAAUGACACUGAAAUGGAUGUCAAGGGUCUCCAGGAAGGUCAUGAAUAUGAUUUUAGAGUAAAAGCUGUUAAUGAUGAAGGUGAAUCAGAACCUCUUGAGACUGAUGGGUCUAUUAUCGCAAAGAACCCAUAUGAUAUUCCUGGAAAACCUGGAACCCCAGUAAUUGAGGAUUGGGAUGCUGAUCACGUUGACCUUAAAUGGGUUGCUCCAAAGAGCACCGGUGGUGCACCAAUCAUUGGAUACGUAAUUGAAAAAAAAGAAAAAUUCUCUACUUCUUGGGAUGAGAUACUGAGUACCGAUUCCCCAUCAUGCGAAGCAAGAGUACCUGGUCUAAAGGAAGGAAACACAUAUCAAUUCCGUGUAAGGGCUGUUAAUAAGGCAGGCCCAGGAGAACCUUCUGAUGCUACCCCACAACAUGUUGCUAAGGCGAGACACAUGCGUCCCCUUAUUAAUAGAGAGAAAAUGCAUACCGUGAAAGUGCGUGCAGGUCAGCUUGUGAAGUUUGAUGUAGAUGUAAGGGGCGAACCUCCACCAAAAUGUACUUGGAGUCUUGCCCUAAAGCCUUUAGAAAAUGGGCCAACCUGUAAAAUUGAAAAUGAGGAUUAUAAUACAAAACUUUCACUAACAGAUACUAAACGAAAAGAUACAGGCACAUACACUCUUAGAGCCGAAAAUGACUCCGGUUUUGAUGAAGCGUCUGUUGAAGUCGAGAUACUUGAUAAGCCCGGAAAACCAGAAGGGCCACUAGAAGUAAGCGAUGUUCAUAAAGAGGGCUGUAAAUUGAAAUGGGGCAAGCCUAAAGAUGAUGGUGGUUUGCCGAUCACUGGUUACGUAGUAGAGAAACAGGAUACCCAAACAGGAAGAUGGGUUCCAGCAGGAUUUGUUGAUGCUGACAAAACGGAUCAUGAGAUUACGGGCCUUGAGCCUAAUAAGAAGUACAACUUUAGAGUAAAGGCUAUAAACGAAGAAGGUGAAUCUGAGCCCUUAGAAACUGAUACUGCCACUCUCGCCAAGAAUCCAUAUGACGUCUCAGCACCACCAGGACUACCUGAAAUUGUAGAUUGGGAUGAACAUUCAGUUAAAUUAAAAUGGGAAAAACCUGUUAGAGAUGGGGGUACUCCAAUUACUGGAUAUGUUAUUGAAGCAAUGGACAAAUUUACAGGCCAGUUUGUAAAAGUAGCUGAAGUUGGUCCACAAUGUCAAGGUCAAGUUGGAAAAUUAGAAGAAGGAAACCAAUACAAAUUCCGAGUUCGUGCUAUUAAUAAGGCGGGUCAAUCUGAACCAUCAGAACAAACCAACUGGCAUACAGCAAAGGCGCGAUAUUUGAAACCUCUUAUCGACCGCACAAAUUUGAAGCCGCUAACGGUCAAAUCGGGCCUCUCCAUUAGCUUAGAUGUAAAUAUUCAAGGAGAACCUCCACCGAAAGUCACAUGGUUGUACGAAGGCAAAGAAAUAACCUCUACAGAGGUUAUGAAAAUAGACAAUAUCGACUAUAAUACAAAAUUCUUUGUACUUCGGGCUCAAAGAGUUCAUUCAGGAAAAUAUACCAUUAUUGCAAGUAAUGAAGUUGGAGAAGAUCAAGCAGAUAUUGAAAUCUCUGUACUUGGAAAACCGGGAAGUCCUAAAGGACCUUUAGAUGUCUCCAAUGUUACCAAACAUGGUUGUAAGCUAACAUGGAAAAAACCGGAAGAUGAUGGUGGUACCCCAAUCGAGCACUACGAAAUUGAGAAAUUGGAUCCUUUGACUGGCCAGUGGAUUCCUUGUGGGAGAAGUACCGAGCCAGAGGCAAAUAUAACAGGUUUGCAAGAAGGCAAGCCAUAUAAAUUUAGAGUAAAAGCUGUGAAUAAAGAAGGAGAAUCAGAACCCCUUGAGACAGAAAAAUCGAUAAUUGCUAAAAAUCCAUUUGAUGAACCUAGUAAGCCUGGCCGACCGGACUUGACCAACUGGGAUAAAGAUUUCGUCGAAUUAGCGUGGAAGCCACCAGUUAGUGAUGGUGGUGCUCCAAUCCAAAAAUAUAUUAUUCAAAUGCACGAUAAAGCCGGAAGAGGUUGGAUCGAUGCUGCAAACGUUUCGGGUGAUAAAACUUCAGGGCGCAUCGAGACUGUAGAAGAGGGUCAUGAAUAUGAAUUUAGAAUUGUCGCUGUUAACAAAGCUGGACCAAGUGAGCCUAGCGAUCCGUCUAAGCCCGUUAUUGCCAAACCCCGAUUCUUGGCUCCAAAGAUUGAUCGAAAAAAUCUUACUAAAAAGGUUCUUCGGCCCGGUCAACUGCUACGACUCGAAGCUGACGUCAAAGGUGAACCUGCUCCAACCGUAACAUGGGCUUUCAAAGAACAGACUCUCAGGACAGCAGAUCGUUUAAAAAUUGAUAAUGAAGAUUAUCACACUAGUUUUGUAUUACAAAAAGUACAACGCAGUGAUACUGGCGUAUAUAUAGUAACUGCUAGAAAUGAUUCUGGUGUUGAUACAGUAGAAGUGGAAAUUUGUGUCGUGACUAAACCUGCUAAACCAAAGGGACCUCUAAAGGUAUCAGAUAUGACAGCAGAAGGAUGCAAACUGGAAUGGAAGGCACCAGAGGAUGAUGGUGGUGAACCGGUUACAAGUUAUGUAGUUGAACGUAUGGAUGUUGAAAGCGGUAGGUGGGUACCUGUAACCACGACAAAAACACCAGAUGCUGAUGUUACUGGCUUGAUUGAGGGUAAAGAUUACUUAUUCAGAGUAAAAGCUAUUAAUUCUGAAGGCGAAUCUGAACCCCUUGUUACGGAUGAACCAAUUACAGCUAAGAAUCCCUACACUGAACCUGACUCUCCUAGUAAACCUGAACUCAAAGACUGGAGCAAGGAUCAUGCUGAUCUAAAAUGGGUACCACCAAAGAAUGAUGGUGGUAGCCCAAUUGAAAAAUAUAUUAUCGAAAAGAAAGAUCCUAUUACAGGAAAAUGGCAUAAGGCCGUUGAAGUUCCAGCAAACAAAACUGAGGCCAGAGUUCCUGAUUUACAAGAGGGUCAAAAAUAUUCAUUCCGUGUAAAAGCUGUGAAUAAAGGAGGAGAAAGUAAGCCAUCGCCACCAUCUGAUACUAUCACUGCUAAAGACAGAUUCGUACCUCCAAAAAUUGAUCGCAGCACCCUUAAAGAUCUUAUAGUAAAAACUGGACAGCAUAUUCGCUUGGAUGUCAAAAUAUCAGGUGAACCUCCGCCAUCAAAAACUUGGUUCCUUAAUAAGGCCCGAAUUGAAAACCGUGACGAUAUUAAUGUGGAUAUAGAAGAUUAUAGAACUAAAUUAGUAAUUCCUGUAGCCAAAAGAGAACAUACGGGAACACUCUUUAUUAAAGCUGAAAACAGUUCAGGUAAAGACGAAGCUAAAAUUGAAAUUACGGUUCUGGAUGUACCAGGCAAACCAGAAGGUCCCCUCAAGAUAUCUAAUAUCCAUAAAGAAGGAUGUACGCUUAAGUGGAAUCCUCCACAAGAUGAUGGUGGUGUUCCCGUAGAAUAUUAUCAAGUAGAAAAGCUUGAUGUCGCAACUGGUCGCUGGGUUCCAGCAGGUAGAUCUAAAGAUCCCAAGAUUGAUCUAAAUAAUUUAGAACCAGGUCAAGAAUAUAAAUUUAGAGUCUCUGCAGUAAAUGCGGAAGGUGAAUCAGAACCUUUAGAAGCAGAACAAACAAUUAUCGCCAAAAAUCCUUUCGAUGAACCUGGAGCACCAGGUACACCUGAAGUGGUUGAUUGGGAUAAGGACCAUGUUGACUUAAAAUGGAGUCCACCAGCAAAUGAUGGUGGAUCUCCCAUCACAGGAUAUAUCAUUGAAAAAAGGGAAAAAGGCUCGCCCAAAUGGACGAAAGCUGGAGAAACUGGUCCAUUUGAAACGAAAGGAACUGCCGCAAAUUUGGACGAAGGAGUUGAAUAUGAAUUUAGAGUGAAGGCCGUAAAUGCUGCUGGACCUGGAGAGCCGAGUCAAGCAUCAAAGUCAGUUGUCACAAAAUCUAGGAAAUUGGCACCCAAAAUUGACCGUCGUAAUCUACAUGAUAUGAGAAUCAAAGAAGGAGAACCAAUUUACAUUGAUGUUAAAGUUAGCGGUGAACCUGCCCCCGACGUAGCAUGGUACCAAGAAAGUCGCAUUAUAAUCAGUAAUGCCCAUAAGCGGAUCGAUAAUGUACCUUAUAACUCCAAAUUCUUCAAUGACAGACCCGAGCGCAAGGAUACUGGAGUUUACAAGAUUGUUGCAUCCAAUAAAUAUGGGCAAGAUACUGCUGAGAUUGAGAUCACUGUAGUUUCUCCACCGGGACAGCCAGAAGGCCCACUUGAGGUAUCUGAUAUCCACAAAGAUGGCUGUACAUUAAAAUGGAAGAGACCUAAAGAUGAUGGUGGCGAACCUGUGGAAAACUAUAUUGUUGAAAAAUUAGAUGAAGAGACAGGCAUCUGGCUACCAGUAGGAAAAACUUCAGGAGCUAUUCCAGAAAUGCAAGUAGAUGGGCUUAUUCCAGGACAUGAAUAUAAAUUUAGAGUAAAAGCAGCAAAUAAAGAAGGAGAAUCUGAGCCAUUAGAAACGAUCGGAUCUAUUACUGCUAAGGAUCCUUAUAGUAAUGCUAGUAAACCUGGUACACCUGAGCCAGAAGACUGGUCGGCGAACCAUGUUGAUCUAAAAUGGACGGAACCAGCUUCAGAUGGUGGAUCACCUAUUACAGGCUAUAUUAUUGAAAUGAAAGACAAAUAUAGUCCUCUCUGGGAAAAGGCAGUAGAAACAACUAGUUCUACGCCUACUGCCACAGUUACUGGUCUUAUUGAAGGCAAUGAAUAUCAGUUUAGGGUCAUCGCUAUAAAUGCUGCGGGUCCUAGCCCUGCCUCUGAUGCUAGUAAAGUGUUUACUGCCAAACCUAGAUUUUUGGCACCCAAAAUUGACAGACGCUACCUCCAUGAUGUUACUAUCUCAGCAGGCUCGCCACUUAAAUUUGAGGCUAAUAUUAUAGGUGAACCUCCACCGAAAGUAGAAUGGCGAUAUAAUGGUAUCACUCUAAAAGAUGAUCAUCGUACUUCUAUUGAUAAUCCGGAAUAUAGCACUAAAAUUGCAAUUCGUCCAGUUAACAGAGAUGAUACAGGCCAAUAUACUGUUACAGCCACUAACAGCUCUGGAAAAGACACGCAUACUAUCAAUGUUACAGUGACAGAUAAGCCUACGCCACCACAAGGACCUCUGCAGGUUUCCGACAUUAACAAACAUGGAUGUAAACUUAAAUGGAAACGUCCUAAAGAUGAUGGUGGCACCCCUAUCGAGUACUACCAAAUAGAUAAAAUGGAACCUGAAACUGGAUGUUGGGUACCUUGUGGAAGAGCCACAGAGCUUAAUUUUGAUGUCACUGGCCUAAAACCAAAUGAAGAAUACAAAUUCAGAGUAGCAGCAGUAAAUGCUGAGGGUGAAUCAAAACCACUAGAAACAGAAAUUCCUAUCAUUGCUAAAAAUCCAUUUGAUGAACCUGGCCCACCUGGGCAUCUUAAGGCGACUGACUGGGAUAAAGAUCAUGUUGAUUUGGAAUGGCUUCCGCCAAAAGAAGAUGGGGGAGCUCCGAUUACUGGUUAUAUCAUCGAAAAAAAAGAUAAAUUUGGGGAUUGGGAAAAAGCUCUUGAACUGCCUGCCGACAGACUAAAAGCAACUGUUCCUGAUCUUAUUGAAGGACAACCUUACCAAUUUAGGGUGCGAGCUGUUAAUGCAGCAGGACCUGGUGACCCAAGCAACGAAACACCAACUAUUAUAGCAAAACCACGAAACUUGGCGCCUAAAAUUGACCGAACCAAUCUCAUCGAAGUUAAAAUUCGAGCAGGUCAAAGCUUUUCUUAUGAUGUUAAAGUUAGUGGUGAACCUAUACCUACUACGAAAUGGUUACUUAAGAGUAAAGAAAUUAAAUCAGGACCGAAUUGUAAGGUGCAACACGCAGAAUAUAAUACCAAGAUAUCUGUUAAAAAUGCGACAAGAGCUGACUCUGGAACAUAUACUGUAACUGCUGAGAACGUCAAUGGCAAAGAUAUUGCUGAAGUGGAAGUUAUUGUUUUAGAUGUUCCAAGUCCUCCUGGUGGUCCACUUAAGGUUUCUGAUAUCCACGCCAAUGGCUGCAAGCUAAAUUGGAGACCUCCAGCCGAUGAUGGUGGCCAGCCAGUUGAAAACUAUAUAGUCGAAAAGAUGGAUGAAGCCAGUGGACGCUGGGUACCCGUGGGAGAAACCGAAGGACCUACAACAUCCUUAAAUGUAGAUGGCUUAGUACCAGGUCAUAAAUACAAGUUUAGGGUAAGGGCACAAAACCGUCAGGGUAAAUCAGAACCACUUACCACGUCUCAAGCUAUAGAAGCCAAAAAUCCAUUUGAUGAACCAGGUAAAACAAGUGCACCUGAAAUUAUUGAUUAUGACAGUGAUUUCGUUGAACUUAAAUGGGAGAAGCCUGAGUUAGAUGGUGGUUCUCCAAUUACCGGCUAUAUAAUUGAAAAGCGAGAUAAAUUUAAUCCAAAUUGGGAAAAAUGUGCUGAAGUUGAAGGAGAUGUUCCAAGAGGCAAAGUAAACGAUCUUAUUGAAGGCACUCCAUAUGAAUUUAGAAUUGUGGCUGUCAAUAAAGCUGGACCUGGCGAACCAAGUGAUGCAUCUAAAAUACAUGUUGCUAGACCUAAAAAUCUGGCCCCCAAGAUUGAUAGAAAUGCAUUCCUUGCCCUUAAAGUCAAAGUUGGCCAAUCAAUUGAGUUUAAUGUUCCUGUGAUAGGCGAACCACCACCAAGCAAAGAGUGGAAGCAUAAGGAAGAUAUUUUAUUUAACUCUAAUAGAGUAAAAAUUACUAAUGAGGACUAUAGAACGCAAAUAAAAAUAAUUGAUGCCCAGAGGUCUGAUAGUGGACCAUACACCUUAACAGUUAAAAAUAUAAAUGGCAAAGAUACUGAAACUGUCAUGGUGACAGUAUUAGACGUACCAACAGCUCCUGAAGGACCUCUUGUUGCCGACAAUGUUACUAAGAGUUCACUGGAUCUUCAUUGGAGACCCCCCAAAGACGAUGGUGGAUCAGAAAUAUCUUAUUAUGCAGUUGAAAAACUUGACACAGAAAAUAUGAGAUGGGUCCCCGCAGGCACUUCUAUUGGCACAUCAAUGAGAGUUCCAAAUUUAACUGAAGGUCAUGAUUACCAAUUUCGUGUUCGGGCUGUUAACAAACAAGGUGAAUCAUUACCGUUAACCACUAUUGAAAGUAUUACUGCUAAGGAUCCCUUUACUAAACCUGAUAGACCUGGGGCACCUACCCCAACAGAUUGGGAUAAAGAUCAUGUAGAUCUUGAAUGGGCUGCUCCUAGAAAAGAUGGAGGAUCACCAAUAACCGAAUACAUAAUUGAAAAAAGACCAAAACAUGGAUCCUGGGAAGAAGCUGUAAGAGUACCUGGCAACCAAACUAAGGGAACUGUGCCAAAUUUAACUGAAGGGGAAGAAUAUACUUUUAGAGUCAUUGCAGUCAAUAAGGCAGGCAACAGCGAGCCAAGUGAGGUAUCUAUACCUGUAAUCGCGAAGCCAAGAUUUUUGGCUCCUUCAUUCAAUAAAGGUCUGCUCAAGGAUCUUACUAUUAAAGUUGGUCAAACAUUCGGCUGGACUAUACCUAUUGAAGCUGCUCCAAAACCAAUAGCAAAAUGGUCUGUUAAUGGAAAAGAAAUUAUUAAUGAUGACAGAGUUGAUCACGCUGUUUAUAAUAACAAAGUUUCGAUCGACGUUACGUCUGCGUUAAGAACUGAUACUGGUAGAUAUACUCUAGUAUUAAGUAAUGAUCUUGGCAGCUUUACAGCCUCGGCCCAAGUAACAGUCUUAGAUAAACCGGGACCGCCUCAAGCUCCUUUGGAUGUUAGUAAUGUUACGAAAGAAAGUGCGAGGGUUUCAUGGAAACCCCCACUUGAUGAUGGGGGAUCGCCAAUUCUUCACUAUAUUGUUGAAAAAAUGGACGUAUCUCGAGGAACCUGGUCAGAUGCAGGAAUGGCCACAUUAACAUUCCAUGACAUUACCAGAUUAAUUCAUAAAAAAGAGUACUUUUUCAGAGUAAAAGCUGUAAAUGCUAUUGGAGAGUCUGAGCCCCUUGAAACGUCCAGAAGCUAUAUUGCUAAAAACGAAUUUGAUGAGCCUAGUGCCCCGGGAAAACCAGCAGUUGUAGACUGGGAUAAAGACCAUAUUGAUCUUGAAUGGACCGCACCAAAAAGCGAUGGUGGUUCUCCUAUCACCGGUUACAUUGUGCAGAAAAAAGAAAAGGGUAGUCCAUAUUGGAUAAAUGCUGUUCAUGUUCCGGCGAAGAAAACCACUUGCACUGUUCCUGAUCUUUCGGAGGGUCAAGAUUAUGAAUUUAGAGUUAUUGCUACCAAUACCGCUGGACAAAGUGAGCCCUCUGAACCUUCUGAUGUUGUCACUGCUAAAGCUAGAUUCUUGGCUCCCAAGAUUAAAACACCACUUCAUGAUAUCCGUAUCAAAGCUGGACUGAUUCUUCAUAUUGAUAUUGACUUCAUUGGAGAGCCCUGCCCGGAGCCCACCUGGACCAUUGGAAAUAAACCUUUGGUAGCCAAUGAUCGCACAACAAUUACAUCAAUAGGUUAUCAUACUGUUAUUCAUAGCGUUAAUGCUAAACGUUCAGAUAGUGGCUUGUAUAAUCUUUCAAUUAAAAAUAAUUCAGGUAUAGACGAAGGCUCAUUUCAAGUUACAGUUCUCGAUCGCCCUGGCCCCGCUGAAGGACCUCUUGAAUAUGAAGAAGUCACAGCUCAAAGCGUAACAUUAUCUUGGAAACCACCAAAGGAUAAUGGUGGUAGCGAAAUUACUGGCUAUGUGAUCGAGAAAAGAGAUCUUACCCAUGGAGGCGGGUGGGUGCCAGCUGUUAAUUAUGUCAAUCCCAAAUAUAAUCACGCUAUAGUGCCAAGAUUGCUAGAAGGAACUAAAUAUGAAUUUAGAGUAUUUGCUGAAAACUUACAGGGUCGAUCGGAUCCACUAAAUACUGAAAAACCCAUUGUGGCCAAAAACCAAUACGACGUACCAGGCAAGCCGGGUAAACCUGAACUAGUUAACAGUGAUAAGGAUCACAUUAAAAUUAAAUGGUCUGCUCCGAUCAGCAAUGGUGGCUCACCUAUUAUUGGAUAUGAUGUCGAACGUCGCGAUCGGGCCACAGGUAGAUGGGUUAAGCUUACUAAAGAACCAGUAAGAACACAGGAAUAUUACGACGAUCGUGUUCAGGAAGGACACCAAUAUGAAUAUAGGAUAUCAGCAGUCAACGCAGCUGGCAACGGAAAGCCUAGUGACGCUUCAAAUGCUUUUAUUGCUAGGUCCCUUAAAGAAAAACCAAAACUAUGGUUGGAUGGAAUUAUAGGAAAGAAAAUAAAAGUGCGUGCAGGCGAGCCGAUUAAUAUUGAUAUUCCGUUAACUGGUGCCCCAGCACCAAAGGUUGAAUGGAUAAAAAAUAAGAUUCAAGUCCCAGAAAGUAGCAGAUUAUACACGGAAACUAGUAGUGAGCACACACGUCUUCGAGUUGAGGCUUCAAAUAGAGGUGAUGCGGGCAUUUAUACUAUAAGGGCCAAGAAUGAUUAUGGAAGCGAUGAGGCUGAUAUUGAAGUUAUAGUAGUUGACAAGCCAGGAAUACCCAAGGGUCCGCUUCAGUAUACUGCAACUACUCAAGAUACCGUUUCGUUAUCAUGGAAUGCACCUGAUGAUAAUGGCGGUGGUGAUAUAACUGGCUAUAUUGUAGAAAUUUCUGAAUAUGGCCUAGACAGUUGGCGUCCAUGUCCAGGCUUCUGUCCUAGACCGUCAUUUACGGCCCGCAAUUUAACUGAAGGGAAAAAGUACGUAUUUAGAGUUCGGGCUGAAAAUAUCUAUGGAGUAUCCGAACCUCUGGAAGGAAAGCCGGUAGUUGCCAAGAGUCUAUUUGACCCACCAGGUCCGCCAGAUCAACCGGAAGUCGUCGGAUAUACUCCUAGUUCCUGUUCCCUAAAAUGGAAUCCACCAGUUUCCACUGGGGGUAAGCCAAUUACUGGUUAUAUUGUUGAAAAACGUGAACGUGGAGGAGACUGGAUCAAAGUUAAUAACUAUCCAACACCAAAUGCUCAAUAUACUGUACAAGAUUUACGUGAAGGAAAUAAAUAUGAAUUUAGAGUAACAGCAGUAAACGAAGCCGGCCCAGGUGAGCCGAGCAAACCUACAGAACCUAUUAUUGCUCAACAUCAAAGAUUCGUUCCCGGUACUCCCGAACCGCCUAAGGCCGACCGAACUACCAAAGAUAGCGUCACACUGUCGUGGAGACCCCCGAAAAGUGACGGCGGCUCAAGACUUAAGGGUUACGUUCUGCAACAACGGCCCAAGGGUUCGGAUGAUUGGACGGAUGUAAACUCUAUUCCUAUUAAUGACACAGUUUACACUGUUCCCAAGCUUAAGGAAGGAGAAGAAUAUCAGUUUAGAGUAAUUGCUGUAAAUGAUGUCGGAAAAUCAGAACCUAGUAGGCCCAGCAACCCUAUUCUUAUCGAGGAACAACCCAACAAACCUCGUUUAGAUUUAGGAGGUGUUCGUGAUAUAAUUGUAAGAGCGGGUGAAGACUUUAGCAUUCAUAUACCAUACAUAGGCUUUCCGAAACCUACUGCAGUAUGGUUUGCUAAUGAUAAAGUACUAGAUGAAUCUGAUAAUCGUGUAUUCCCACAACUUGCUGAUGAUUAUGCAAGUGUAAUUAUUAAGAAUUCUAAGAGAUCCGAUACGGGACAAUACAGAUUACAGCUGAAAAAUCCAUCUGGUUUCGACGCUGCCACAAUUAAUGUGAAAGUUCUUGAUCGGCCAGGAAAACCUGAAAACCUCAGAGCUGAUGAAUUUGCUGGUGACUCCCUUACUUUGUACUGGCAGCCUCCUAAAGAUAAUGGUGGCGCAGAUAUCACUAACUAUAUAGUUGAAAAGAAGGAAUCUAAAUCAUCGACUUGGACCAAGGUGAGCAGCUAUGUGACUGUUCCAUUCGUACGAAUUCGAAAUCUUACUCUAGGAAAAGAGUAUGAUUUUAGAGUUUUUGCUGAAAAUCAAUACGGUCAGUCAGAACCAACUGUUACCUCCGAGCCCAUUAGAGCAAGGCAUCCAUUUAAUCCUCCUGGAGCGCCCGGUGCACCGAGAGGAGUCGAAACUACGGAGGAUUCAAUUACCAUACAGUGGUCUAAGCCACGACAUGAUGGUGGCUCUCCUAUUACUGGUUACGUUGUAGAGAAAAGAUUAAUUACCGAAGAUAAAUGGAGUAAAGCUUCACAUGCAAUAGUACCAGAUCUAAACCUUAAAGUAAUCAACCUUAUUGAGAACCAUGAAUAUGAGUUCAGGGUUGCCGCCAUUAACGCAGCGGGUCAAGGCCCAUGGAGCUCUGCGUCAGAUGCAAUUUGCGCUAGGGCUGCUCCUUUUGCCCCUAAGAUAACUUCUGAUUUAAGUAUUCGUGAUAUUAUUGUAAUAGCUGGAGAAGAACUAAAGAUAACUGUUCCUUAUGUUGCAACACCAAGACCAAAGUCCAGUUGGACCAUCAAUGGAGACGAGAUUAGCGGAGAUGAUAGAAUUAAAUUUGAAACGACUGAUAUUGCAUCUGUUUUCUAUAAUAAAUGUGCCAAGCGUUCUGAUACUGGUAGUUACACGAUUAAACUGACGAAUUCCAUGGGAUCGGAUUCAGCAUCUUGCAGAGUACUAGUUGUAGACAGACCUCAACCUCCUCAGGGGCCACUAGAUAUUUCUGAUGUGACUCCCGAUAACUGUUCGCUUGCUUGGAGGCCGCCACUAGAUGACGGUGGAACUCCAGUUACUAAUUAUAUUGUUGAAAAAUUAGACACCAAUGGAAUUUGGGUUAAAGUAAGCAGUUUUGUGCGCAAUACUCAGUACGAUGUAAUGAGUCUAGAACCUAAUAAAAAAUAUAGCUUUAGAGUAAGGGCGGAAAAUCAAUAUGGAAUUAGUGAUCCUCUCGAAAGCUCAGAACCUAUUAUUGCCAAAUAUCCAUUUACAAUUCCAGAACCGCCAAGUCCCCCUCGCGUAGUAGAUUGGGACACCAACACUAUUAAUCUAGCAUGGGACAGGCCAGUACACGAUGGUGGUUCGCGCAUUCAGGGAUAUAAGCUAGAAUUCAGAGAUGUACGUGAAACUCACUGGGUCAGUGCCAACGAUUAUCUUAUUAAAGAUACACACUUUGACCUGUAUAAUUUGACUACCGGCCAAGAAUAUGAGUUUAGGGUCCGUGCCAAGAAUGCUGCCGGGUUUAGCAAGCCAUCUGCAUCGUCUUCAAGAAUUAAACUCAAAGGCAAAUUCAAUAUUCCCUCACCUCCUCGUAGUCCAAAAGUGACUAAUACCGGUAAAGGUUAUGUAGAUCUGGCUUGGGAACCCCCAAGUUCUGACGGAGGUUCUAAGAUAACGGGAUACCUAAUUGAAAAGAGAGAGAUCGGAAGCCCUAUAUGGACUAAGUGUAAUGAUUAUAACGUAACCGAUACUAACUAUACUGUCAUGAAUUUACAAGAUAAAAGCGAAUAUGAGUUUAGAAUAUCUGCCAUUAACGCAGCAGGAAAGAGCGAACCAAGUAGCUGCACAUCACCCGUCAAAGUUUGCGAGGUUCUCGGUGGUGAGAAACCAGAUUGGAUUAGAAGAUUACAAAAUGUUUUAGCUCCGCUUAAUAAAUCCGUUAGCUUAGAGUGUGAAGCCACUGGCAAACCUGAACCAACAUUCCGUUGGUUGAAAAACGGACGCGAAAUAAAAGUGGGUGGAAGAUUCAGAAUGGAAACAAAGGCUGGAACUGCAUGGCUUCACAUUACGGAUAUUUUGGAUAUCGAUGAUGGUGACUAUACAUGUGAAGCCAGUAAUUGUCUAGGAGCUGUUACUACAACUGCAAGGCUGAAAAUUGGAAAUCCUCCAAGAAUUGAGCGGUUACCUGGUGAUCUCUAUCUUACAGAAUUAGAUAACUCCAAAAUUAAAAUUUAUUAUUCAGGCGAUCAGCCAUUGGAGAUAUCUCUAACAAAGAAUGGUGAAACUAUUACGGAAGAUUCUCAUAUUAGAUUUACUAUAUUUGAUGACUAUAUAACAAUAAUUAUUAAGGAUAUUAAGAAAUCCGAUGCAGGAAACUACAGCAUAACAUUAAAGAAUGACAGCGGAAGUGCAACUGGAAGCUUCCCAGUAUACAUUACAGGUCUUCCAGGACCACCAAAUGGCCCAUUAGAAACGACCGACAUUACAAAACAUACUUGUACAUUGAGCUGGAAACCACCUUCUUAUGAUGGCGGCUUACGAGUAACUCAUUAUGUGAUAGAAAGAAAAGAUAUUGUUGGAACACAUUGGAUAACUGCAUCAAGCACUUGUAGAGAUACUACGUUUAUUGUUCAAGGAUUAACGGAAGGUCAAGAAUACCUAUUUAGAGUAAUGGCUGUAAAUGGGAAUGGUAUGGGUCCACCAUUAGAAGGCAUAAAUCCAAUCAAAGCUAAAGCACCAUUUGAUCCACCAUCACCACCUGGUAUUCCUACGGUUACUCAAGUUGGUGGUGAUUUUGUUAAUUUAGAAUGGACUAAGCCAGUAAAUGAUGGAGGAGCGCGUAUUCAAGGGUACUGGAUAGAUAAACGAGAAGUUGGUCAACUUGCCUGGCAACGAGUAAAUAUGGCAAUAUGUCUACCAACACAAAUCAAUGUAUCGAAUCUCAUUGAAGGCCGACAGUAUGAGUUUAGAGUAUUCGCUCAAAAUAUUGUUGGCCUUUCGGAACCUUCUUCCAAUUCAACUUCUAUUGUUAUUAAAGAUCCUUUGGCUCCUACACCGCCAGAAAUUAUCCGACCUCUUAAAAAUGCUCAGUGCAUUGAAAAUCACAAUGCCAAAUUCGAAUGUUCUAUCAUUGGUGUACCCUCACCUACUAUAACUUGGUACAAAGGAGCAAGAGAAAUUACAAAUGGAUCAAGAUAUUACAUUUAUAGCGAGGGAGAAGUUCAUCACCUCGUGAUUCAUGAUGUAUUUGGUGAAGAUGCUGAUGAAUAUGUCUGUCGGGCAUCAAACAAAGCUGGUGUCAAAUCCACACGAGCGGAAUUGUUAAUAAUGACUGCACCUAAACUAAACAUUCCACCGCGGUUCCGUGAUAGUGCAUACUUUGAUAAGGGUGAAAAUGUCAUUAUCAAAAUUCCAUUUACUGGAUUCCCCAAGCCUAGAAUUUCCUGGGUAAGAGAAGGUGAAAUUAUUGAAUCAGGAGGGCACUACCAUGUUGAAGUUAAAGAUAGACAUGCUAUUCUUACCAUAAGGGAUGCUAGUAAGUUAGAUAGCGGCCCAUACAAAAUAACAGCUGAAAAUGAGCUUGGUCAGGAUACAGCUAUUAUUAAAAUUCAAAUUGCUGACCGUCCAGACCCUCCAAGAUUCCCGGCAGUAGAUAAUAUUGGAUCUGAUUCAUUAGCACUCAGCUGGAAAGCACCGGUCUGGGAUGGUGGAAGUAAUAUUACAAAUUAUAUGGUGGAAAGGAGAGAACAUCCUCUUUCAACAUGGAUAAGAGUUGGUAAUACUCGUCUUACUACUAUGGCCGUAAGCGGAUUGACACCUGGGCAUGAUUAUGAGUUUAGAAUUUAUGCCGAAAAUAUAUAUGGAAGGUCGGACCCAUCUGAUGUAAGUAACACUGUAUCAAUGAAAUCUACUAUCAAGAAAAAGGUUGAAAAGAAGAAGUAUGAUGUUGAUGAGACAGGUAAAAAGAUUCGAGAAUCACAUAAAGAGCCAUCUAAAGACUAUGACAAUUAUGUGUUUGACAUCUAUUCUAAAUUUGUUCCUCAACCUGUUGAAAUUAAAUCCAAGAGCGUAUAUGAUGAUUAUGAUAUCUUAGAGGAAAUCGGUACUGGUGCAUUUGGCGUUGUUCAUAGAUGUCGUGAAAGGAAGACAGGAAACAUAUUUGCCGCCAAAUUUAUUCCAGUAUCCCAUACAAUAGAGAAGGAAUUAAUACGAAAAGAAAUUGACAUUAUGAACCAACUGCAUCAUCCCAAGCUCAUUAACCUUCAUGAUGCAUUUGAAGACGAUGACGAAAUGGUACUUAUAUAUGAAUUCUUGUCAGGUGGAGAAUUAUUUGAACGUAUUACAGCGGAAGGUUAUAGUAUGUCCGAAGCUGAAGUAAUUAAUUAUAUGAGACAGAUUUGCGAAGGUAUUAAGCAUAUGCAUGAAAAGAAUAUAAUUCAUCUUGAUAUUAAACCAGAAAAUAUAAUGUGUCAGACUCGUAAGAGUACAAACAUUAAGCUUAUCGAUUUUGGACUCGCAACUAAAUUGGAUCCAAAUGAAGUCGUAAAGAUUUCCACUGGUACAGCGGAAUUUGCAGCUCCAGAAAUCGUUGAACGAGAACCAGUUGGCUUCUAUACCGAUAUGUGGGCAGUUGGUGUGUUGGCUUACGUUUUACUUAGUGGGCUAUCACCAUUUGCUGGGGAUAACGAUAUUGAAACCUUAAAAAAUGUUAAAGCUUGUGAUUGGGACUUUGAUGAAGAAGCUUUUUCAAAUGUAUCUGAGGAAGGAAAGGACUUUAUUAGGCGAUUGUUGCUUAAAAAUAAAGAAAAACGUAUGACCGCCCAAGAAUGUCUGCUACAUACCUGGUUAGCUGGCGAUCACAGUGAUAGAACGAAAACUAUAGACCAAUCAAAAUACUUAAAGAUUCGUGAUAGAAUACGUGCCAAAUAUGAUGCUUGGGACUCAUUCGCAUUACCGAUUGGACGCCUUUCUGAAUAUUCGUCGUUGCGGAAAUUACUUAUUGAAAAAUACCGGAUUCAUGAUACAUACUUUGACCGCAGACAAGCAGCCCCCAGGUUCGUCAUCAAGCCACAAAGUGCUUUUUGUUACGAAGGUCAAAGUGUGAAGUUCUACUGCAGAGUUAUUGGUGUCGCUACUCCUACAGUUAGCUGGUAUCAUAACAACUUGGAAUUAAGGCAAAGCGUUAAGUUCAUGAAGCGAUAUGCUAACGACGAUUAUUACUUUAUUAUCAAUAGAGCUAGAUUACAAGAUCGUGGGGAAUAUAUUAUUCGGGCUGAAAAUCAUUACGGGGCCCGGGAAGAAGUCGUGUUUCUAAAUGUCCAACCAUUGCCAAAAGUUGUACCAGAAUAUAAGCCGGAAGUUCCACUUGUUAGAAAACGGGAGGCUCUGCCAUAUACCUUUUGGCAGGAAGAACAAGAAUGCGCUCCUAGUUUUACAUUUUUGCUUAGACCGAGAGUCAUGCAAGAACGUGAUACGUGUAAAUUAUUAUGCUGUCUUAGUGGUAAGCCAUUCCCUACCGUCAAAUGGUAUAAGGAUAAACGGGAACUUAGCAAGUAUGACUAUUCAAUGUCACAUUCUGAUGGAGUCAUUACAAUGGAAAUAUCAGGGUGUAGGCCAUCAGAUUCCGGAAAAUAUACUUGUGUGGCAACUAACAAACACGGCCAAGAUGAAACUUCUUGCGUUGUGAUUGUUGAAGGCGAAACAAGCACAGAAGAGCAAACAAAAAUGGCAGAAAGGAUAUUGCAUUCCGGCGACAGAAAAUAUAUUGAGAAUCCCAUAAAACCAGCUCCAAUCCCUGUAAAUAUUAGAAAACAAGUAACACAGCCCAAUCCUAUAUCAUCUAAAUCAACAAACGCCAGUACUACUAGUCUUGCUCAUUCAUCAUCAACGCUGAGCGUUGGUGAUGAGAAGAGGCCUAGAAAAUAUGGCCGACUAGACUCUACAGGCAGUUCGAAUAGAUCAAGGAGUGCUACUAAGGAACUAGCACUUCCUCCGGAUUCUUCGAUGGCGCCUCCACAAUUUUCAAAAGGCCUUCAAGACUUAGAAGUAAAUGAUGGAGAUCGGUUAGCGUUAACGACUCAUGUUCAGGGAGAUCCGGAGCCUCAAGUAGAGUGGACCAAAAAUGGAAAACCAUUAAGUUCUUCAGAAGUAAUUGAUCUCAAAUAUAAAAAUGGAAUUGCUAAGUUAUUAAUAAAUGAAGUUUAUCCUGAAGAUGAAGGCAUAUAUGUGUGCAAGGCAACCAACUCUAUGGGCACUGCAGAGACCACUUGUAAACUCAGUGUCAAAUUAUUAACUAAUCCGACAAAUGGUAAAAAGAAAGCUGAAGACAAACCUCCGACGAUAGUGAGUCACUUAGAUUCCGCCUAUGUAAAAGAUGGGGAGCCGGUGACAAUCUCUUGUCGAAUAAUAGGAACUGAUAAAUUUGAUGUAAUAUGGCUGCACAACAACAAAGAAAUUAAACCUAGCAAAGACUUUCAAUAUAUAAAUGAAGCAAAUAUCUACAAAUUGAUAAUUGCGGAAAUUUACCCAGAAGAUUCAGGAGUAUACACCUGUGAAGCAUUCAAUGAUGCUGGAGAAAGUUUCAGCAGUUGUACAUUAAAUGUAAUUGUUCCUGGCGAGCAGCCUAAGAGUCCUAUGUUCAAAACAUUCCCGAUUUCCGCCACGGUAUCAGAAGGCGAAGUAGUCACAUUCGUUGCUGAAACCGAAAGUGAACCUUUGCAAAUAAGCUGGCUUAAGGACGGUAAACAAAUUAAAGAAAGUAGCUCGAAAUAUAAGUUUACCGCAGAUGGAAAACGGUAUACCUUGCAAAUAGUAUCAUGUGACCCGAACGAUAUUGGUCAGUAUCAGGCCAAAGCUAUUGGCAAAAAAGGGGAAAGUUUAGCGGCGUUUUCACUCAACGUUGUUCCAGCUAGUCAGCUCUAAGCUCUUAAUUUAAACUUUUUAAUUUUUGCUAGCUAAUUAACGAACGACUUCUUGCUCCAUUAUGUUUUAUUUUAUUGUAAAAAUAUUUUUUAAGAAUUUUGUAUAAAAUGACCAAAAUAAAAAAAAUUGCUUGAAGCGCCAUUAGCAUCCUCAAACUCCUUUUCUCUGUAAUGGCGUUACAAGCAUGUUUUUUAAUCUUUAUAUGUAUUUUUUCGAUUCGAGUAUAGAAGCACUUUAUGGCUUUCGAUAAAGGAGCAAAUUUAACGAGAAAUUAGUUAUUUUAGUGUGAAAGUGCUUAGGGCAUAAUGUCAUAACGCCAUAAUUAUUCAGUAUUUUAUAUUCAUCUUUUACAUGCAUUAUUGCUUACGCAUAGCCGUACUGAAAAAUUGUAUCAUAAUAUGUAAAAAUAAACCUAUAAUUUUUAAUUU
Molecule: messenger RNA, 27048 nt
Organism: Anthonomus grandis grandis
Lineage: Eukaryota; Metazoa; Arthropoda; Insecta; Coleoptera; Curculionidae
Gene: bent
Product: twitchin
Exons: 62
Coding region: 230-26620 (8796 amino acids)
Biological process (GO): protein phosphorylation
Molecular function (GO): protein binding; ATP binding; protein kinase activity
Source: RefSeq, a predicted model, not a curated record